Messenger RNA from Lycium ferocissimum, 1206 nucleotides. RefSeq lists its product as uncharacterized. The coding region runs from base 532 to 936 and encodes 134 amino acids. The record is from RefSeq and is a predicted model, not a curated record. NCBI's taxonomy places the organism in Eukaryota, Viridiplantae, Streptophyta, Magnoliopsida, Solanales, Solanaceae. The transcript is spliced from 3 exons.
CAUUCAGUGACAGUUGGAUAAACGCAAGAAACAGCUUGUAACAUUCCCAGUAAAAUACCCAAAAGAUAUUAAAAUAAAGCAAAAACGAAAUUUCAUGCCGUUGUCUAUGUGGAAAGAGUCGGCGGGACAGAGAACAAAAACCCUAACCCUAACCCCAAAAUCAUCCUAUAUAAAACCCCUCUUCUUCUUCUUGAUUCCCAAACCCAUCAUCCAUCUCUCUCUCUAUAAAUCAGGAAUUGCAUAUUUUUCUGUCCCAGAAAAGUUUUGAUCUUGCGAAUUGAAUUGUGAAUGGUAGAAAUCCUAAAGAAUUUGUUAAUGAUCUCCCCUUUAUCUCCAAAAAGGGGGAUCUCUGUUUCUUCUGCUUUCUCCUUUGGAUCUUGCAAAGAAGGCUGGUACUUUCGUUGCCUUGGCCUUGACCCUUGAACCCAUUUCUUGAAACAACACAAAUCUUCAAUUUUUUCCCCUGAUUUCUUUUCUUGGUUUAAUUCAAAUUAAAAAAAAAAAAAUUGAUUUACAAAACAAAAAGACAAGAUGUUGCUUUACAAGGCAAAGAAGAAUCAAAGUGGAAAAGGAAAGAGGCUAUUGAUAAGCAUAACGGUUCUUGGAAGUGCGGGUCCGAUCCGGUUUGUUGUUAAUGAAGAGCAACUUGUUGGCGAUGUUAUUCAUACUGCUUUGAAAUCUUAUGCUCGUGAAGGUCGCCUCCCUGUUCUUGGUUCUGACUUCACUAACUUUGUCCUUUAUUGCCCCACUGCUGCUACUCAAGCUUUGAGUCCAUGGGAGACCAUUGGAUCGCUUGGAGUUCGUAAUUUCGUGCUGUUCAAGAAGGCAUCACAGGCAGUUGACGACGGAAAACAGUCAGCAAUGGUUCGAAAGGGAGCUGGAAGCUGGAAGGCAUGGUUUAAUAAGUCUGUCGCUCGCAAGAUAGCCUCUCACUGAUUGAGAUGGGUUUAAUCUUAAUCUGUCGCAUAUUACGUGUUACAUGCGACCUAAUAAACAGUUAUGUGUUUUCUAUAAUUGCUGUUUAGUUCUUGUUUGUGUUCAAUGUGUUGUUUUCUUUGAACCAGUUAUAAAGUUCUGUUGGUGUCUCUUUGAUUCACUGAUAAGUCUAGUUCCUCUGUUAUUGUUUCUACUACUGGAGUUGUAGUAUGUGGUUUAAUUAAAGCUGGGAGGGGUUAGUUCCAAUUUGAUGACUGAUUCUUGUUGGCA